AUGUCAGGGCAUGUCCAGACUAAUGAUUCCAAUGAAGAUAGGCAGCCCAGUAAUACAACUGAAGCAGCUGGCCUGUGGGAUCUCUUCGACUCAGUGGUCAAACAAUCAACAUCAACAAGAACCUCAACCAGCAAUGCAACACUGGAAGCCAGAAAGUAUUUUGAAGAACCAGUGCUGGCAAGACUCCAAGAUCCCUUACUGUGGUGGAAGAAGUAUCUUUGCAUCCCUGGUACAUCUGUUCCCGCCGAAAGGGUGUUCUCUAAAGCAGGGGAGCUAGUCUCCAUGAGGCGUAAUCGGCUGAAGCCAAAGAAUCGUUCAUUCCUUUCGUUUCGAAAAUCUCAUUGCAAGCGUCAAGUUAUUUUUGAAGAACAGAUUUCUGUUCAUUUUGCAAUAAGACACGAAGGUGCGGCUACAAUUUUUGAGGAAGCUCGUCAGCUUACUAUAAUGAACCUUUCUUCGGAAACCCUGUUAAUUUUACUGAUUCUACCACUGAUUACCAUGUGUUCUGGCACCAGUAACAAGAGCAGCAAACCAGCCGACAACAAAGUAAGUCCCUGUUAUGGCGGACAACCAGGGACAAAUGGUAUUCCUGGGAUGCAUGGCAUGCCGGGAUCUCCUGGGGCACCUGGCCGUGAUGGACGUGACGGAACAAAAGGAGACCGGGGCAGUACGGGAAAGGCUGGGCCCCAAGGACCUCCUGGCCUUCAAGGAAACAAAGGUCCGAAGGGAGAGCCUGGUGUCCAGGGUCCUACAGGUCAAAAGGGGCAGCGAGGGGAGAAAGGCGAGAGUGAAAAUACAGGGGCGUCUCAGCUUUCCUCGCAUAUGAACUGGAAAGAAUGUACAUGGAAGAGAGGAGACGGCAAAGACUCGGGAGUGAUCCAAAACUGCGAGUUCAUGAAGAACUUCACAGACACUUCCCUCCAUGUCUACUUUGCUGGUAACCUCAGGAUUUAUGGAUGUGACGGCUGCUGUAGCCGUUGGUAUUUCACCUUUAAUGGCGCCGAGUGCAGCUCUCCUGGCCCCAUCGAAGGCGCGUUUUACAUGCGAACUGGGAAGAACCACGAUCUUCAUCGUCACCGCCAUAUUGAAGGUCACUGUAACAACAUUCACAAAGGAAAGGUGCGAGUGGGUUUCUGGGUUGGAAGCUGCAACACUGGCCAUAAGAAUGCUGACGCGUACACAGGCUGGGCCACAAUGUCUCGGAUCUUCAUCGAAGAGGUGUCAAAGGCUCAGCAGUAA
This is a messenger RNA of Pocillopora verrucosa, 1239 nucleotides long. Lineage: Eukaryota; Metazoa; Cnidaria; Anthozoa; Scleractinia; Pocilloporidae. The record is from RefSeq and is a predicted model, not a curated record.